AUGUGUGUGAAGUGUUCUAGUAAGGAACAGUCACCGCCGCUAAAUGAACUAAUUAAACGGAUAUUCUGCCUCUCUCUCUGCCUCUCUGUGCGAUUGAUUAUACGAUGUCAAUUCUGUCAACCACCCACAGCUUCUUGUUUUAAUGACAAUUCACGGCUAUCGGAAAAUAGAAAUUGGAAAAAAUUGAAAAAUAUCUCACUUUUCUACACUCCUUUCCACGCGGGUUUCUUAGACCAGCCAAUGAUAUCAGAGAAAACAGGACGUUUUAUUCCACGUUUAUUCUCAUUGUAUCUUUCUUAUCAGAAAAGAGAGAGAAAUUUUUCAAUUUUUCUUGCUUUUCGCAGUGAAAAAGUCACUCAAAUGGGAAUACUUAUCUGUUUGUGCGCAGAGCCGUCCGUACCAACCUCUUUCAAUUUUCAUCUGACAAAACUCGGAAAAAUAAAAACAACGCAAAUGCGGAAAUUACCCGUUUGGGUAUUUUGA
Molecule: messenger RNA, 483 nt
Organism: Maudiozyma saulgeensis
Lineage: Eukaryota; Fungi; Ascomycota; Saccharomycetes; Saccharomycetales; Saccharomycetaceae
Source: the annotation of a GenBank genome assembly